This is a messenger RNA of Anopheles arabiensis, 1910 nucleotides long. RefSeq names its product peroxidase-like. Lineage: Eukaryota; Metazoa; Arthropoda; Insecta; Diptera; Culicidae. Gene Ontology annotation, molecular function: peroxidase activity; heme binding. The record is from RefSeq and is a predicted model, not a curated record. The transcript has 4 exons. The coding region runs from base 1 to 1782 and encodes 593 amino acids. Gene Ontology annotation, biological process: response to oxidative stress.
AUGGAGCUUCGUGUGAAAUCUUUCGGGUUGUUUCUUCUAGUAGUGAUAGGAAGUCUUCAACAAGUUGCGGCACAGUGUCCCACCAACCCGUACCGAACAUUCGAUGGAACGUGCAAUAACGUUCAGAACCCUUCCUGGGGUGCCGCUAAUACACUGUUUGCACGGUUGAUUCCUGCCAAGUAUAGCGAUGGACGAUCGCAACCUGCUCUAGCCAAGGAUGGUAGUGAGUUGCCCAACCCUCGAAAACUUUCGGUUGAAGUUUUCGAUGAGGGCAUACAAAACAGUCCGGAGUUCUCGCUGGUUAACAUGCAGUUUGGACAGAUCGUGGCUCACGAUAUGGCCCUAACGCGUGGAGUUCGCGAUCAGUUACCGUGUUGUGCUAACGGUCGCCUACAACCUAAUCGCAGUCCAAGAUGCUUUGCCAUUCCCGUAUCUCCCGACGAUCCCGUGUUUUCUGCACGUGGAAUCGAUUGUUUGGGUAUGAUCCGUACGCUGACCACGUGUGAUGAGAAUCCUGCGACCUGCACACGAGCUGAACAGAUCAACGCCGUAACGUCGUUUUUGGACCUAUCCAUCGUGUACGGAAACUCUGCCCAGGAAGCUCAAACGCUCCGAGAGCCCAACACUGGCUUUUUGAAGGUGGAAGCACGUGAUGGACAGGAUUGGCCACCAAGACACCCGAACGCAAGUACUACAUGUACUCUUAGAACUCCCAAUGAUGCUUGCUAUCUUACUGGCGAUGGACGAGCUAAUCAGAGUCCCCAUCUGGCAAUACUUCAAACUGCCUUCGUACGUGAGCACAAUCGUAUCGCCUUGGAUAUUCAACGUUUCAAUCGAAAUCUAUCGAACGAGGAAGUGUUUCAACGGGCCCGUCAUCUCAAUAUCGCUCAGUACCAGCACAUCGUUUACAACGAGUGGUUGCCAAACUUUCUUGGUCGAAGCUACAUGUUGGAACAGCAACUGAUUUACCCAGCGUCAACUGCAACGAACGAUUAUAGUGCCACCAUCAAUCCCUCGGUUAUCAACUCCCAUACGACCGCUGCCUUCCGAUUCUUCCACUCCUCCAUACAAGGUGCUCUGAAACUUUACGAGGAAAGUCGCAUAUCUAUGUCCAAGAUCGAUAUUAACGAUCACACCAACAAUCCUACGAUUUUGGAGCAAGCUGUUGAUCGAUAUGCUGAUCUACUUCGUGGUUUGACUACUCAACCGAUGGGACUUCAUGAUACUAGUCUCGAUCCGGCGACCAAGCAUUUCCUCUUCCGCUUCAACAACAUGUUCGGAACGGACCUUAAAUCGCUCGACAUCCAGCGUGCUCGCGAUCAUGGCCUGCCCGGGUACAAUGAUUUUGUGUUUUACUGCUUCCGACAGCGUGCUGCAUCUUGGGACGAUUAUAACAAAUUUUUACUACCAGAGGCAAUUGAGCUACUGAGCACGUACUACAAAUCGGUCGAUGAUCUCGAUCUGUCCGUGGGAUUGGCGUUCGAGAAGAAGAUCGACGGCACCCAGACUGGCAAAGUGAUGCGCUGUAUUAUGAGCGAGCAAUUCCUGCGCACUAGAAAGGGCGAUCGCUUUUUCUACGAAAACGGCAACCAUUUCACACCUAGGCAGCUGACAGAAAUUCGGAGGGCAAAUAUGGCACGCAUUCUGUGCGACAGUUCCCGCUAUAACGGUUUCCCAGCGGUCGUACAGAUACAGCCUCUCGCCUUCCAGUUGCCUUCUAGCAAGAAUCCAUUGCGAUCCUGCUUGACACAUCCUACUCCUAGUAUAAGUCAAUUUAUAUAGACGAUGUACGAUCCCGAAAUAGUAAUGUACUUAUUACAUAACCUAGAAAAAGAGUGAUAGUCAAGUGUGGCAAUGGUUAAGAAAGAGCCUAUGAUAGUUGUCAAUAAACCCAAAUUAAUCCACAUAAA